Messenger RNA from Mytilus californianus (California mussel), 790 nucleotides. RefSeq lists its product as uncharacterized. Gene Ontology annotation, molecular function: ubiquitin-protein transferase activity. NCBI's taxonomy places the organism in Eukaryota, Metazoa, Mollusca, Bivalvia, Mytilida, Mytilidae. The record is from RefSeq and is a predicted model, not a curated record. The transcript is spliced from 3 exons. The coding region runs from base 125 to 790 and encodes 221 amino acids.
UUGGAAGCCAGAGUCAAUUCGCCAAUAUAUAGGACAACAGGCAAAAAUUUAUUUACGCCCAAUCCAAAAUGAUCUUGAAACUUCACCUUCCACACCAGAGCCAAAUGAUGAUACAUACUCUGGAAUGUGUGAAUUUUGUGACAACAAAAUGAAUGUUAGAAUGCUGAGAGAUCAUUUGAAAAUAUGUUCUGCACGGCCAAACUCAGAAUCAGAUGAACUUCCUGAUCUUGCACCAUCUCACAGACAUUCUUCAACUACAGAACCAUCCACAUCUGCAACCUCUCAAAGUCAGACCUUAGCAUCAAUCACACCUGAUCUUCAGUCAACAUUGAAUGACAAUAUGACUGAACAGCCCCAAGUUGUGGAAGUCUUGGAACCAAUUUCUCCAGGAGUAAGAGAUGGAGAGCAAGAAAACACAGUUAAAACAAACAUGGAAAAUAUCAUUACCAGCAUUGUGUCAGAAUGUGUGUCCCACUGUACAGAGACAGGAAUGAAAGAUCCUGUGGACAUCCUGAGAUUCUUUCAGAGCAAGAUGGUAUAUGGCAGAGAUCUUGAUAUCCAGGAUGAGUCAUCCACAAUUGAAGGGGAGACUAACUUCAUUUUAGUUGAUAGGUCAGACAUACUUCAGUCUGCCUUUGAGGAUAUUGAGGCCAUCACUGAUCUCAGACUGACUUUAAAAGUUCAGUUUCUUGGAGAGAUUGCUGUUGAUUUGGGAGGUCCAAGAAAAGAGUUUUUUGCCUUGAUAUUAAGGGAAAUAAAAGAAAAGUACAUUACUAUUUUUUUGCUGUAA